Echinostoma caproni is the source of this 501-nucleotide messenger RNA. Lineage: Eukaryota; Metazoa; Platyhelminthes; Trematoda; Plagiorchiida; Echinostomatidae. The record is from the annotation of a GenBank genome assembly.
UUGGAUCCUGCCAGUGAGUUCCAUCCUGCUUCAAACGGUUCAGCUGCCGAUUCGAUCUCAUCAUCCCAGCCGCAGCUGGAGGAGCGCGAAAUGCCGGAGCACACUGUUGGUUUCUUCAUCCCUGAACAAUGGCUUAGUGAAGAUGGUCGGCCUAAACCUCGAGCGUUCUGCGGUUUUCUUCAGGCUAUGCUCUCUCAAAUUGUCCAGAGUGCAGGGACCACGUUGAAAGAUUUCGCUCCACAAUACCAGUUGUUUUAUGGAGAACAAUCCAUUCGACGUCUGCUGUUCUGGUUACGGGAUCUAGGUGCCGUCCGGAUAUUCCGCAUAACACAACAACCGAAACCGUCUCUAUUCUCUCCUCCUCCGACCUACAGUAUAUCUGGUGAGUUGAACUAUCCGUGUAUCAAAGGGCUCAUGAGUUCUUCACAUCCACGUUUGUCUGAACAGUCCUGGCAAUGCUUUGUUCUCGGUCGACUGCCGAUCAAAGGUAUAGAGCUUUGA